GAAGAAGAGCAGCUGGUUAAAGAUCAGAAAAGAGUUUCGUGUCUCUUCGAUGAGUGAAAUUCCUCAGAUAUAAAGGUGUUUAUGGAUGAGGUAACUGGAGCUCAGCUGAUCGCUGAGGCACUUAAAGCUCAGAAUGUGGAGUACAUGUUUGGCAUUGUUGGUGUGCCGAUCAUUGAGGUGGCCAUGGCAGCCCAAGCAGCUGGCAUCAAGUACCUGGGUAUGCGCAACGAGCAAGCAGCCUGCUAUGCUGCAUCUGCCAUUGGCUACUUGACGGGACGCCCUGCUGUCUGUCUGGUUGUAUCUGGACCUGGCCUGAUUCAUGCACUUGGAGGAAUGGCCAAUGCUAACACGAACUGCUGGCCUGUCAUUGUCAUUGCCGGCUCCUCAGAUAGAAACCAGGAAACCACAGGAGCGUUUCAAGAGUUCCCUCAGGUUGAAGCUUGUCGUCUAUACAGCAAGUUUUCUGCUCGACCAAGCAGUCUUGAGAUGAUACCGGCUGUAGUUGAAAAAGCCGUAAGGAGCAGUAUUUACGGCCGUCCUGGAGCGUGCUAUGUGGACAUUGCAGGAGACAUGGUAAAUGCCAAAAUAGACAGGGCCAGUGUCAGGUUUGUUUCCUGUUGUCCUGCAGCCCCUGUGAGUCAGGCUGACAGCAGAGAGGUCACAAAGGCCGUAGAGCUGCUCAAGACGGCUCAGAGGCCUCUGAUCAUUAUUGGAAAAGGUGCGGCAUAUGCCAGGGCAGAGAGGGAGGUCAGGGAGUUGGUGGAGCUGACCGGACUUCCUUUCCUUCCCACACCAAUGGGGAAAGGAGUGCUGCCCGAUGACCACCUCAACUGUGUAGCUGCGGCCAGAUCCAGAGCUCUGUUGCAGGCUGAUGUUGUGGUGCUUCUGGGUGCCAGACUUAACUGGAUCCUGCACUUUGGUUUUCCACCCAGGUUCAGUCCCCACGUGAAGGUCAUUCAGGUGGAUCUGUGUGCUGAAGAGUUGAAUAACAAUGUAAGAGCUGCAUCGGCUCUGAUGGGUGACAUGCGAGCUGUGGUCAGCCAGCUGUUGCAGACUUUCAAAUCCGAAUCUUGGAGAUUCCCGUCUGAUGCAGAAUGGUGGGCAACACUGAAGGAAAAAAUGGUUGCUAAUGCUCACAUGUCAAAGACUCUUGUUCAUCAUUCAGUUGUACUCAUGAAUUACUACACAGCCUUCCACCACAUCUCUGAGCUCUUGCCCAAAGACUGUAUCAUAGUCAGUGAGGGAGCUAACACCAUGGACAUUGGCCGUACUAUGCUGCUAAACUACCUGCCUCGACACAGGUUGGAUGCGGGUACUUUUGGAACAAUGGGGGUGGGCCCGGGCUUUGCCAUCGCAGCAGCUGUUUUGGAGCAAGCUCAGCAGAGCUCACAGAGAGUGGUGUGUGUGGAGGGAGACAGUGCUUUUGGUUUCUCUGGAAUGGAGGUGGAGACCAUGUGCAGGUAUAAACUCCCAAUCAUAAUUAUAGUCAUCAACAACAAUGGGAUCUACAGUGGAGUGGAUCCCGACACAUGGAGAGAGAUGGAGAAAAUGGGUGACAUGACUACAAUAGCUCCUCCAGUGACCCUGCUGCCAGAGGCGCGGUAUGAACAGGUAAUGACUGCUUUCGGAGGUCGUGGGUACCUGGUUCGAACUGUGGAGGAACUGCGUUGUGCGCUUCAGGAGAGUUUGAAAAACGCACAGAUGCCGAGCCUUCUCAACGUGCUUAUAGACCCAGCGUCAGACCGCAAACAACAGGAGUUUCCCUGGCUGACACGUUCAAAUCUUUAAAUGCAUUGGAUGCGAUCGGAUUGUGACCUAUUACUAUACCGUACACUACAAUUGAUCAACUUGCUGUAGGUGGCAGCAUUUCCUGUAAUACAACAACAAACCUGUAUCAAGUUUACACUUUUUUAAUGUUUUUAUUUGGCUGCAGGGUGAGGUUUGGUUAUUGAAUAAAGUAGUUUGUAUAUUCAUACAGGUUAUAUACUUUUGUAAUGUAUGCCAUAAAAUUAACACAAUUUACAAAAGCCAUAAAACAGCUUUGCGCCAGGAACAGAUUGAGGCGUAAGCCUAAAUUCCUACAUUUUAAAACUGUGGGUAAAAUGAAGAACCAGUUGGAUGUUUGAAUCUGAUGCGGAUUAGAUGUCAGCUUUGGUGAAGGGUUUGGCUUUGGGCUUAGAACAACAUCAGUGGGGAAUUAAUAACAAAAUUAUUAUUUUGGGGUGAUUAAAUAAUAAAUUAAAAUUAGUACAGUGAAUGUGGAUUACAUUUUUUAACGUAUACAUCUUUUAUCCCUUAAGUUGGAUAGUCUUUUUUUACAGGAAGAUUGUAAUUUUUACCUUACCUGAUCUAAGGUCAGUGUUGUGUGUCCGGAGUGGGGUUCUGUUUAACAUCACAUCUUUUAGUUAAUUGAAGUCUUCCUGACCUCCUCUCUUGCUCUCCUAUAAAGUGCCAGUGCUGCUUUAUCACUUGGAGAGAAAAAGUCUCAUUGAUCUCGGCAGGCACAUCACAGGAUGCAAGAUGUAACCUUAUAAUAUUGUUCAGAAAUGGACUUCAAUUUCUAUACAUUUUAUUGUAUACAUGGUAAUAUAAAGAAAUAUUUUUGUAAUAACUACUUGAUUAUAAAAGAGUGAUGCAGAUGUUCUUGGUACCGUUAAUUUGCUUUCAAAAUAAAAAUGUGAUUUCUAAAACCUCA
Molecule: messenger RNA, 2695 nt
Organism: Triplophysa dalaica
Lineage: Eukaryota; Metazoa; Chordata; Actinopteri; Cypriniformes; Nemacheilidae
Gene: hacl1
Product: 2-hydroxyacyl-CoA lyase 1
Exons: 17
Coding region: 82-1788 (568 amino acids)
Biological process (GO): fatty acid alpha-oxidation
Cellular component (GO): peroxisome
Molecular function (GO): magnesium ion binding; thiamine pyrophosphate binding; catalytic activity
Source: RefSeq, a predicted model, not a curated record